AUGUCCGUUACUUGGAAUCAAGAAGCAGUACAAGAACUUCAUGUACCUUCACUAACAAGUGAAGCGUCCAAUAUCUUCGCUAUUUUACUAUUAUUGGUGUUGUGUGCUACUGGUUUAUUAGGUAAUUUACUUGUAUGUGUGGCAAUUAAGUUCAAUAGGAGGUUGCAUAAUAUUCCCAAUUAUUUCCUAUUUUCACUGACGUUAACUGAUUUAUUGGUAUGCGGUCUGGUGAUGCCAAUUACCAUCGUUGUGGAAGUACAUCAAGGAGUAUGGACAUGGAGUUUUUUGAUGUGCUUAUUUUAUGUAUAUGCCGAUGUGUUUUUGUGCACCGCCAGUAUUGUACAUAUAUCUGUUAUUUCACUAGACCGAUACAUCGGAAUUUCGAAACCUUUAAAAGCUCGAGAUAAAUCAAAAACAUCGAUAGCGGUGAAGUUAACCACUGUAUGGAUAACAACGAUACUGAUCUCCUGCCCAAUUGCUAUCAUGGCCCUUAUUGAUUCAAGCAAUAUAUUUAACGAUAACACAUGCCGCAUUGCUAAUCGUUACUACAUGAUUUAUGGAUCAACAUUCGCAUUCUUGAUACCAUUUCUUAUUAUGGUAGUUACUUAUGUCCGCACUACAAGUCUUCUCAAACAACAAUCAACAGUUAUUAGUUAUCAAGGCACGGAUACCAAUAAUGAAGCAUUCAUUCUGAGACGUACCUGUACGCAGCGCAAGUAUAUUUCGGAAAAGUAG
Cercopithifilaria johnstoni is the source of this 735-nucleotide messenger RNA. The record is from the annotation of a GenBank genome assembly. Lineage: Eukaryota; Metazoa; Nematoda; Chromadorea; Rhabditida; Onchocercidae.